AGGGAGGGGGCCGGUCCGACAGCCACAGCGGCCAGCGUAGCGGCAGCGGCGGCGGCACCACCACCAGCAUCACCGCUCGCACUCCAGUCUCCCGGCCCGCGAGGAGGCAGCGGCGGCCGCCGGCGGGAGCGGAGGCGGCGGCGGCGGAGAGGCGAGGAGGAGCCGCGGGAGGAGCAAGAGCGCGCAGCCGGCGGGUCCACGCAUCUCCGCACUUCCAGAGCAACUCCGGCGCCUUCCAACACCCCUGCCCGGGGCUGGGGGCUCCGAGAGCAGCCGCGAAGCCAACCCCUAUCCUCCCAGCGAUCCUUGCCCAGCCCUGUCCUGCGCCUCCCGGGCUCCGCGCCGCGCCGCGGGGUCCCCGCUCCUGCGCUCCGGGAGCGCCUCCCGGACACCCGGGUUCCCGUAGCCAGGACAAAGCCAUGAAGCCGGCGCUAUUGGAAGUGAUGAGGAUGAACAGAAUUUGCCGGAUGGUGCUGGCCACUUGCUUGGGAUCCUUUAUCCUGGUCAUCUUCUAUUUCCAAAGUAUGUUGCACCCAGUCAUGCGGAGGAACCCCUUUGGUGUGGACAUCUGCUGCCGGAAGGGGUCCCGAAGCCCCCUGCAGGAGCUCUACAACCCUACCCAGAGAUCCUUGGAGAGAGUUUCUCCACCUUGGUUGGAGCUCUCCAACACGGCGGUCCUGCAUCAGAUGCGGCGGGACCAGGUCACCGACACCUGCCGGGCCAACAGCGCCAUGAGCCGCAAGCGGCGGGUGCUGACCCCCAACGACCUGAAGCACCUGGUGGUGGAUGAGGACCACGAGCUCAUCUACUGCUACGUACCCAAGGUGGCGUGCACCAACUGGAAGCGGCUCAUGAUGGUCCUGACCGGCCGGGGCAAGUACAGCGACCCCAUGGAGAUCCCGGCCAACGAGGCGCACGUCUCGGCCAACCUGAAGACCCUCAACCAGUACAGCAUCCCGGAGAUCAACCACCGCUUGAAAAGCUACAUGAAGUUCCUGUUCGUGCGGGAGCCCUUUGAGAGGCUGGUGUCCGCCUACCGGAACAAGUUCACGCAGAAGUACAACACCUCCUUCCACAAGCGCUACGGCACCAAGAUCAUCAAGCGGCAGCGCAAGAACGCCACGCAGGAGGCCUUGCGCAAGGGCGACGACGUCAAGUUCGAGGAGUUCGUGGCGUAUCUCAUCGACCCUCACACGCAGCGCGAGGAGCCCUUCAACGAACACUGGCAGACGGUCUACUCCCUGUGCCACCCGUGCCACAUCCACUACGACCUCGUGGGCAAGUACGAGACGCUGGAGGAGGAUUCCAAUUACGUCCUGCAGCUGGCGGGCGUGGGCAGCUACCUGAAGUUCCCCACCUACGCCAAGUCCACGAGAACUACUGAUGAAAUGACCACAGAGUUCUUCCAGAACAUCAGCUCGGAGCACCAGACGCAGCUGUACGAAGUCUACAAACUCGAUUUUUUAAUGUUCAAUUACUCAGUGCCAAGCUACCUGAAAUUGGAAUGAAAGUGGGGGGAGGGCGUGGGCGGGGAGAGGGGAGAGAGAAUCGUGCUUUUUUUAAUUUAAGAUUUUUAUUUGUCAAAAAGAAUUAUAUGGAUAUUGGGUUAUUUUGUAAAUUAAUAUUUCUUUGGGGAUUGAUGCUGCGAGCAGCAUGGUGAGAAUUAUUUAAAUCCUUACUAGGGAAGGACGGCUGUCUUGGCAGGGGACUAGGAUGGGUGUCCUUGUUUUUUUUAGACGUGAAUCCCAUGACAUUGUCUCAGAGGUUUCUUUGUGUUCUGGUGAAUUCCAUGAAUUGUGCAUUCCAUAAAUGCUAAUUAAGUUAUUUAUAGUUAUUUAAACAUGGUCUCUGUAUAGAUUUCUUUGGGGGGGGCAACAAGAUUUUAAUGUCUUUUCCGAAGAAAUCUAUGUUUUCAUUCUGUGCUUGCAAACAGCUCCUGCAGGGGCAUGAAUGUUCUCCUUACUAACCGCUCAGAGUCGCUGUGAUAACCUUUGUGCUGUCCAUUGAUGCCACCAUUCUUAAAAUUCUGCUGGAAAUAAAUAGAGCCACCUUUGCAAGGGA
Bubalus bubalis (water buffalo) is the source of this 2061-nucleotide messenger RNA. RefSeq names its product carbohydrate sulfotransferase 11 (gene CHST11). Gene Ontology annotation, cellular component: membrane. The coding region runs from base 420 to 1508 and encodes 362 amino acids. The record is from RefSeq and is a predicted model, not a curated record. Gene Ontology annotation, molecular function: sulfotransferase activity. Lineage: Eukaryota; Metazoa; Chordata; Mammalia; Artiodactyla; Bovidae. The transcript has 4 exons. Gene Ontology annotation, biological process: proteoglycan biosynthetic process; carbohydrate biosynthetic process.